Molecule: messenger RNA, 387 nt
Organism: Adineta ricciae
Lineage: Eukaryota; Metazoa; Rotifera; Eurotatoria; Adinetida; Adinetidae
Source: the annotation of a GenBank genome assembly
AUGAUGAAGUUCGUUCUAGUCGUACCAAAUGUCGUCGUUGGUCAUGGUAUACAAGAACUAUGCGUGCAGGCCAUCAGAAAAGACUUAUCCAUCUACAAAUCAGCCAUGAGUUCACUUUUCAAUCUAAUCAAAUGUUUGUUUGUAUUGGCAGUUUGCCUCAUAUGUUGUCAAAUUCAAGCAAAACCAACGAACAAUGAUGAAAGCGAGUUACAUGAUCUUGAUUUCGUUCGUCAAUUUCUCUCCAAUGAACAGGAUCAAUCUGAUCAUCAACAAUAUCGCCGAGCUUCAUUGCGUUACCAUCCACAUAUUCUUUAUAAGAAAGCAAGUCUUAAACCAUUGAUUGGUCAUAACGGUAAAAUGAUAUUUGGUGAUCGCGAACGUUAUUAA